This is a messenger RNA of Ceratina calcarata, 1680 nucleotides long. Its product is annotated as nephrocan-like. Gene Ontology annotation, molecular function: protein binding. NCBI's taxonomy places the organism in Eukaryota, Metazoa, Arthropoda, Insecta, Hymenoptera, Apidae. Gene Ontology annotation, cellular component: extracellular matrix. The transcript is spliced from 2 exons. The annotation marks the transcript as partial. The record is from RefSeq and is a predicted model, not a curated record.
AGUCCAUCAGUCCGAUUCUAAAUAUACAAACAAUCAAAAUAUAAUAUACACGACGUUCGAAGCACUGUUGUAUCCUAAUCUAACUAAACAUACGUAGAUACCCGGUCCAACAAUUCCACUUCUCCGAUGACCUCAUCCUUAACUCGAACUCAUCUACAUCCAGCUCUACAUUAUCCUGCACUUUGUACUCUAGGUCAUCUUUAAUCUUCGACCUAUGCUUACCAACCGUUACUAAUUUCAGCCCUCUCCACUGUUCUUUCCGAGUGUAUAUAUAUACGUAUUUUCCAAAAACAUGAGAAAGAAAGUUCGUUCUGUUCAGUCUAAAGCCACGAGCCAAAUCUACCGAGUUUAUUACUACUGCAUACGCUUAAAAAAUCUUCGCAUAAAUUUCCGUUCGGAGUUGACUCUUAUUAAAUAUAAUAAAUAUCACCUCUACGGAAUACAAUACAUAUAUUUUGGCGACGAGGAUAGGAUGUUCAGCACUACAUAUACCUACAGUGAAUAUAAGUGGAAAUAGCGAGUCUACCUUGAGGACCGAGUAGCAACAUUCAAGUUGCUGAGGACGUGGACAUCGAAAGAGACGAAGUACGAGGAAACAGUGUACCAGAGGAAAUUCUGCAACCUGGUUUGAAAUUACUGGAUCUAGCAACGUCAGCACCGAUCGCAGAGGAAAAGCUUCCACACGAACCGGAAACGAUGAGACGGUCAAUCAUCUUCGCUGCAUUAAUUGUCUUUCCGUUAAUCGCCGCUGGAAACAUGACACCUAUCAACUACGUUGCAGAACUCGUGAACGCUAUGGACACUUACGAAGCAGCUGAUGCGCCAGAUAUCUAUAAACAGAUAAGGAACAUUUCAGAUAUCUGCGAGAAUGAAUCGCUAAGACUCAAUUUAUCUAGAUCGUUAUACAUGACAAGAAGUUUCGUCAUUUCUUCUUCCAUAAGAUGUAUUACCUUAAGAUCUCCCGGACUUCGUAUGAUGUCAGGAGCAUUCGAGGAUUUACCGAAUUUGAAGUAUCUUGAUCUACGAGAAAACCAAAUUGAUACGAACGAUUUAUUCUCUUUUGGCCCACUUCCGACCGUUGAAGUGCUACUUCUUGGAGGUCAAAACUCUUAUAUUCAUUUAGGAGAUAUAGAAAUAAACAAUGUAUAUUCUGAACUUGAAUACUUGGACUUAAGUAAUAUUGGCAUUGGGUACAUCACAGUCAGGCAAGAAAAUCCAUUUCCAAAAUUGAAAUACCUCAAUUUCGCACAAAACAGGAAAGAAGAGUUUUCCUUUGGUUCCUCGUUAUCUGACAGUCUAAUAUAUCUUGACCUCAGUAAGAACUUAAUCACGUCUUAUGCGCCAAGAUUGACUAAUCUGUCGCUCUUGUGGUUAGCUGAAAAUGAAAUUGAACAAAUAGGUGAAGGUGGACUUAAUUUAUCGGCAUUGAAGCAGUUGGAAAUUUUAUCAGUAGCGGAUAACCGAAUCAGUUCCAUCGAUGAGGGAGCAUUUACAAGCUUAGCGAAUCUUCGAUAUUUAAAUCUAUCCGGCAACGCUUUAUCUAUUGGCAACUUAGUGUCCCUUAACUUUUCGGAAUCAUUCGAGAUCCUUGUAUUAGAUCGCAAUUCGUUAGUAGAUAUUCCGAACCUAAAUUCGUCAACCAUAACGACGCUUUCAUUGAAAUGUAAUCAAAUACAAUAC